AUUCACACUGUCGAUGUUAUUGCAACCAGGAAUGUCGGUACGAGUACGUGUUGGCUUCCUUCCAUCUGAUUAUGCGCUUCGUUCUUCCUUGCUCCUGAUUCGCAAUAAUUUGACGGUUUUGGAACCAGUAGUGCUGUACGGACGUGGUGCACGUAUGGAUAUGCAAGUUGAGGGUCGCGGUUUAACACACAAACUUUUCACCACUCUCACAGUGAAACGUUCGUUUACUGUUGUGAAUAGUGGUGAGGUGGCAUUCACGGUGGUCAACAUGAGUAUCAACAAUGUUGCCUGUGAGAAUCGUGGCUUUCGCAUCCUGAACUGCCAUCCUUUUCGACUGACGCCCAACGAAACACAUAUUUUGGAUGUGGCUUAUACGCCGGAUUUUUUGAUGACCUGGAAUGAAGCAGCAUUGCAAUUCUAUAUGCAUAUGAACGGUACAUCUUGGCUUUUUCCGAUCGGUGCAUCCAUACCACGGCAUAUGUUGGCCAAAUGUCAUUCGGCUUUACCACGACCACCAUUCGAAAGUCUCAUGUACUAUUCCUGUGUUUCUGCGCUAAUAUUCUGUUUCGUGUGCGUGAUUGCAUGUGCUUACUUGGAAGGUGAUCGAACGGUAACUUGUGCACUGCGACAACAGUAUAGCCAAAUGGGACAGAUUUUCGAUCUGAAUGUUAUGAACAGACGUUUACUGCAUGAAAAUGAUGAUGAUGGUGGUGGCGAUGAUAACGAUGAUUGUGCAACUCUACCAAUAAAGCCGACGAAGGCACGCCAGACAAGAACACUGGUGAAAUGCCAUGGUGAACCGGCCCCAUAUGCUGUGAAAACACCUGUGACUGGUGCAAAAUCAUUAUCACCUUUAGCGUCUGAUUCGUGUAACAGCACAGCAAAUACCGUGAUCAAACGAUAUGGCUAUAAAAGGUAUGAGAUCGUUUUGUUAGCAGAAACAUAGUA
This is a messenger RNA of Gongylonema pulchrum, 948 nucleotides long. NCBI's taxonomy places the organism in Eukaryota, Metazoa, Nematoda, Chromadorea, Rhabditida, Gongylonematidae. The record is from the annotation of a GenBank genome assembly.